AUGCCGAAGCGCGCCGAGUGCGUCCCGCCGCAGGGCGUCGAGCUCAUCGUCGUGCGCGGCACGGGCAACAAGUUCUUCGCGGAGGACGUGCUCGACCAGCUGAGCUACUUCGCCGCGGGCUCCGCGAACGCGCGCGACGCGUGCGCGGACGCGUCGACGUGGCGCUGGACCGAGGCGCGGUCCGUGGCCUUCGUGCCCCCCGCGACGGUCGCGGCGACGCCGCGGCCGCUCUUCGCGCUGCCGACGGGCCCGCGCGCGCGCGAAGCGUACGUCGCGAUCCUGCGCCACCCGAUCCUCCGCGUCGCGAGCCGCUACUGGUUCGAGGGCCGCUGGCCCCAGCACGCGCCGGAGCCGGCCGCCAAGCCGUCGCUCGGCGCCUGGGUCAACGCGACGAGGCUCCCCGCGCGCCAGUCCGGCGGCCACCUCUGGAACGUGCCGGACGACCUCUACACGAAGCAGUUCGCGGGCUGGCGCGACGGGCCCAUGUGCCACCACGGGUCCGCGGGCUGCCGCGGCGGCCUCGCGGAGGAGAACCUGGAGAAGGCCAUCCACGCCCUCGCGACGCACGUCGACGCGCUGCUCAUCACGGAGUGGCUCGCGGCGCCGGGGCAGAUCGAGUGGCUCGCGCGGAAGUUCUGCUUCGCGACGGACGGGCGCGGCGGCUUCGACGGCGCGACGGCGCCGUCCUGGUGGCAUUUCCCCAACGCGCGGCGCGCCGGCGGCGGGCACCACGGCCGGCGCCCGGCGGGCUGGGCGCCCGACCUCGCGGACCUGGAGCUCCUCGUGGACCUCAACUCCUGGGACCUGCGGCUCUUCGCGUCCGCGGCGGACACCGUACGACGGCGCAUCCGCGCGUCCGCCGGCGCGGCCCUCGCGGACGCGCUCCCCGCGCUCGCGCCGAGCGACGCGCCGGGCCUCCGCGCGCGGCUUCGCGCCUGCCCCGCGCCGACGGACCGCAGGACGGCGUGCUAA
Aureococcus anophagefferens is the source of this 972-nucleotide messenger RNA. RefSeq lists its product as hypothetical. The transcript has a single exon. Lineage: Eukaryota; Pelagophyceae; Pelagomonadales; Pelagomonadaceae. The record is from RefSeq and is a predicted model, not a curated record. Bases 1 to 972 code for a protein of 323 amino acids.